Messenger RNA from Brassica rapa (field mustard), 4326 nucleotides. Its product is annotated as DNA cross-link repair 1A protein. Gene Ontology annotation, molecular function: damaged DNA binding; 5'-3' DNA exonuclease activity. Lineage: Eukaryota; Viridiplantae; Streptophyta; Magnoliopsida; Brassicales; Brassicaceae. Gene Ontology annotation, biological process: interstrand cross-link repair; double-strand break repair via nonhomologous end joining. The record is from RefSeq and is a predicted model, not a curated record.
GUACUUAGUAGAAAUACUAGUAUUAUCUCCCGUGCGUACGCACGGACAUUAUACUUUUUUUAUUAUUAUAUAACAUAUAUUUCAAAAUUACAAUGAAUAAUAAUGUUAUUUUGAGAGUUAUUGGUAGACUUAUAAAAAAACUUUUGAAACCAAUUCUCUCAAAUAGAUUUUUGUAAGUUUUUGUCACAAAAAUAACACUCAAGAAAAAAAAUGACAAAAAUAGACCUUUUUAUUUUAAAAUUUUUAAUUUUUUUUUUAAAAUUUGAAACCAUAUCCCCAAAUCCUAAAUCUAAAUUAGUUAACCUUUAGGGUAAAAAUACAUUUUUACCCUUUAAUAAAACUUAUUUUUGUCAUUUUAUUUUUUGAAGGCUAUUUUUAUGACAAAAACUUAAAAAUGGCUAUCCUAGAAAAUUUCUAUAUUUAUAAUUUAUAUCAGCCCAAUAUGGAUCCUAAAUGCAUGUAGAAUAUUGAUCGCUUAAUCCAAAAUCCAAAUCACUAAAUAUGAAAAUGAGGGAAACACAUAUACCUAGCACACAUACAAUUAAGAUAUUAACUCUAAAUUUUGUAGAUAAUUGACGUCUCUUUGCUCUUUUCUUAUAUAUAUUUUUGUUUUCUAUCUUGCUUUAUUAUUUUCGUUUUCAUUUUCAAUGCUUUUUAUCCUAAAGUUUUUGUUUCUUAGAAAAUCUACAAAAACGUAUGUUGAUCCAAAAAAUAAUACCACCACACAAAAAUAAGAAGACCAACCUGAAGUUAGAUCUUGAUACAGAGGUAGACAUGAAUCCUCAUUUUUUCUACCACUCGAUUUUCUUAAUCCUCAUUUUCUAUCUUCUUGUUAUCACAACAUUUUGUUUUCUCUUGAGGUGCUUCUUAAGUUGAUCUUGUUACUUCUCUUCCUUGAAUUACCACGACCACAACCAAGAAUCAUGUGCCAGCAUAUUGAAAACCAAUUUAGUCUUUUAAUUAAAAACAUAACUGACCUAAUUUAUUGGGUUUACCUUUUACUGCAGAGAAGUAUGUAGAUUUUGCCAAUAUCUAGAAAGCAAAAGAAAAAAUUAUAAUUAUAAAUAGGCUAGUUAGAUCUUGAUACAGAGGUAGACAUGAAUCCUCAUUUUUUCUACCACUCGAUUUUCUUAAUCCUCAUUUUCUAUCUUCUUGUUAUCACAACAUUUUGUUUUCUCUUGAGGUGCUUCUUAAGUUGAUCUUGUUACUUCUCUUCCUUGAAUUACCACGACCACAACCAAGAAUCAUGUGCCAGCAUAUUGAAAACCAAUUUAGUCUUUUAAUUAAAAACAUAACUGACCUAAUUUAUUGGGUUUACCUUUUACUGCAGAGAAGUAUGUAGAUUUUGCCAAUAUCUAGAAAGCAAAAGAAAAAAUUAUAAUUAUAAAUAGGCUAGAGGAGAAAAAGAUUCAUAAACAACGAAACAUGAAACAAACUACGAUUUGACUCUAGUGGGGGAGUUAUUAGCCUCACUAACCAGGAAAUUAUCAAUUUUGCGGGAAGCUUUGCUAUAGAAAUUUUUUGUUUUUUUUAUUUGUAUCCAGCAGAGCCGAGAGUGUUAAUACAAUCGUCAGAAAUUAAAAAAAAUUGAAAUUUCAACACUUUCACGAAAGAUAGAGAAUCAGUGGAGCCACUCCAAAUAAUUAGGAAAAUGCAGGAAGAGAUGAAUUUGAAUUUUACAGAAUCGUCUUCUAUUAAAAAAAAAUCAACUGUUUCAAAGAUCGUGAAGAGAUCAUGGUGUUAGAAAUAUUAAGGAUUUUUAAUUUAAAUCAAAAGUAAAUAGAAUCAGUUAAAAACGGAGCUGUUUUUUUUUACAUUUAAAUUUUAUUUUCUGCAUUUGUUUUUUUUAAUUGUAUUGCCAUGUGUUUAAAUUUGAUUGGUCAUGUGACUUGUGCUUUAGUAUAUAAGGGAUUUUAGUGGCGAAUUUCUUCUCAAAAUAACAAAAUAAUCUUACACUAAUUAAAUCGAAUGUAAAAAAAUAUCAAAAUGUUAAUUUUAGGAAAAGUCAAAUCUCCCUCCCUUUUGUUCUCCUCUGUGCCAUUUCAAUCCCUAAUCAACCGACCAAAAACCGCCGUCACUUCUAAUCAUCAGCGAACCAGAAACCCUAAAUCACCACCUACCACCGUCGCCCUUGGCGGCGACGAGGAGAAGAAGAAGAAGAUGUCGAUAGAGAUGCCAAGAGGUCUACCCUUCUCCGUCGACACUUUCGGACCCAACACGACCACGAAGAGGAUGAAGCGACAUCAUUUCCUGACUCACGCUCACAAAGACCACACCGUCGGGAUUUCACCCUCUAACGCCGUCUUCCCAAUCUACUCCACUUCCCUCACCAUCUCUCUCCUCCUCCAACGCCACCCUCAGCUCGACGAGUCUUUCUUCGUGAGGAUUGAGAUAGGGCAAACAGUGAUCGUUGAUGAUCCUGACGGAGGUUUCAAGGUCACCGCUUUCGAUGCCAAUCAUUGUCCUGGAGCGGUCAUGUUCUUGUUCGAAGGGAGUUUCGGUAACAUACUCCACACUGGUGAUUGUAGGCUGACACGUGACUGUAUACAUAACCUCCCUGAGAAGUAUGUAGGAAGAGAAGGCAAGGCACCAAAGUGCUGUCUUGAUUACAUCUUCUUGGAUUGCACAUUUGGGAAGUCCUCUCAGAGGUUUCCGACCAAGCACUCAGCAAUCAGACAGAUCAUCAAUUGUAUAUGGAACCACCCUGAUGCACCGGUUGUGUAUCUUGCUUGUGACAUGUUGGGCCAAGAGGAGAUUCUAUUUGAGGUUUCGAGAACUUUUGGAUCCAAGAUUUACGUCGACAAGGCUACAAACUUGGAGUGUUUUAGAUCGUUAAUGGUUAUAGCUCCUGAGGUUGUCUCUGAAGAUCCUUCUUCCAGGUUUCACAUACUCAGUGGGUUCCCUAGACUCUACGAAAGAGCGAGCGUUAAACUCGCUGAGGCGAGAUCGAAACGUGAGAGCGAACCUCUUAUCAUCCGCCCUUCAGCUCAGUGGUAUGUUUGUGACGAUGAUGAAGAUGAUUAUUCCCAGAGUGUGAGCCAAGUUCAAAAGAAGAGGAAGGUUAGGUUUAAUGAAGCUGUGAAGGAUGAGUUUGGUGUUUGGCAUGUGUGUUACUCAAUGCAUUCAUCGCGAGAAGAGUUGGAAUCAGCUAUGAGAGUUUUGUCUCCGAGAUGGGUUGUGUCAACGGUUCCUUCUUGUAGAGCAAUGGAGCUGGACUAUGUUAAGAAGAACUGUUUCAUCAGUCGGUUUUCUUCUGAUGAUCCUUUCUGGAAGCUUCUAGACAUCGACAUGGAAGUUUCUUCAGGUGCUGUAACUGAUACUCAGACAGUAACUCUUAGUUGCCGUCUCGUGAGUGAUGUGGAUUGUACAAAUACCAAGAUGGAACCAGUGAUUGAAGCCUCUACCGUAAAGAAGCAGCUUCUGAGUUUGUCCCCUGAGAAAAAUAUCCUUCCUGUAACUCUGUUUGGGAGAGCAAGGCUAAGCUCUCAGGUAUCUGAUCAACUACAUGAGAGAAAAGUUAUACACAGUGCAUGUUUAGAGAAGCUAAAUCUUGAGGAAGCAGCUGAAUAUGAUACCAAACAAGAAACAGUGGAGGAGGUAUCUUAUAGAAGCUUUUCUUCUGCGUCUUCAAAGGAGAGUCGCAGAGAUCUAAGUGGUGAAUUGAGAAAGCUGUACAGAUCAAUGAAUGCACCUGUGCCUCGGCCGUUACCAUCAUUGACGGAGCUUAUGAACGCUAGAAAACGCUCUCGGAAAAGCUUCAUGUUAUAAUGGGUUCGAAAUUAAUGGGCCCAAAUGGGCCGUGUUAUGAACUUAAUGUGGUGAUUCAUAUAUGUAACCAAAAGAAAAAAGUGGAAGACACGUGUCUUCAACUGUUCAUACGAAUCAGUUACUUCUCUUUUAUUUUUUUUUGAUCAACAAUCAGUUACUUCUCUGCUUUUACUAAUUAACCUUUCGUUUACUGUGAGUAACAUAUAAAAAUUAACUAAUGUAAUAAAUAACAGUCGUUCAAAAAAAAAAAAUGUAUUAAAUAACUAGCUGGGUCCCACAUGGUUUGUUCACCAUCUUCAACACUUUUCUCCUUCGCCGAAAAAGCCCAAACAAACCCUUUCCUCUCCGAAUCCUUUCUCUCCACUCCUCGACUCUCUGGUUCUAGAAGAGGUGCUAAGUUCGAAACGACGGCGAAGUGUAAGCAAGCCCUAAGAUAACCGUCGAUUUCCAUCGUUGUUUGACUACCUUCUUCUUCUUCUUCUUCGCUCGUCGCACAUUGUGGACGGACGCAAAUGGAAAGUUAACAGUCGAUUUGCAUGAAAGUUAUUGUCAGGUAAA